AUGGACACUAAAGCCGAGGAGCUCCUCUUCCUCGCGUCGCAGCUCAAACGGUCCCUUACCUCCUUAACCACGGCCGAACCGCCAUUUUCCAUCUCUAUAAUCGACGUCUCCGCGUCUCCGUCAUCCGCGGCUCUCGUUACAAGCACACCAUUCCCUAUUAUCUCCGUCACCGACGUCCUCGCGUCGAAUCCAGACGCCGCCGCGAAAUCCGCCGCGUCUCUCGCCGCGGAUCGCGGAGAGGCGGUGCAGGCGGUGGCCGACGCUCUGAAGCGGUUCGUGCGGGGGAAGUGGGACGCGGGCGCGCUGGCGGGCGCGGCGGGGAUCGGGGGGAGCGGCGGAACCGCCAUCAUUGCGCCCGUGCUUAGGGAACUUCCCGUUGGCGUUCCCAAGAUUAUUGUCUCCACCGUCGCCAGUGGCAACACCGCACCGUACGUGGGAACGUCGGACCUGUUGCUGCUCCCAUCAGUGGCGGACGUGGCGGGGCUGAACGCCAUUCUCCGCGCAGCCCUCUCCUCCGCCGCCGCUGCCCUUGCUGGCAUGCUGCUCCUGCGCGCCCUGCCCGCCCAACCGCCUUCCCCUGCGGCUGGGGAGACUGCUCUGGGCGUGUGUGCGCCUGUGACGGUGGGGAUCACGAUGUUUGGGGUUACCACCCCGUGUGUUACGGAGGUGCAGCGCCUUCUCAGCAGCAAGGGCGGGAAGGAGGGCAAGGAGGGAGGCGCAGAGGCUGUGGAGACGGUGGUGUUCCAUGCGACGGGCAUGGGGGGAAGGGCCAUGGAGGAGAACGUUGCGUCUGGACUCAUUCAGGCCGUACUGGACAUCACAACAACAGAGGUGGCGGAUUUCAUAGUGGGCGGCACCAUGCCGUGUCGGCCCACCAGAUUCGACGCCGCCAUCCAGAGGAAGGUUCCUCUCGUGAUCAGCCUGGGGGCGCUCGACAUGGUCAACUUCGGAGAAGCUUCCUCCGUGCCCAAGGAGUUUGAAGGGCGCACCUUCCACGUGCACAACCCACAGGUCACCCUCAUGCGCACAACGGCCGACGAGAACCGUCGGAUCGCGCAGUUCAUCGCGGACAAGAUGAACCAAUCACAGGCGCCCGUGACACUACUAAUACCUGAGGGGGGGCUGUCCGCUCUAGACGCCCCGGGGAUGGCCUUCUGGGACCCUGCUGCCAAUGCUGCCCUGUUUGAGGAGCUGGAGACACACGUGGAGCACACAGAUAGCAGGAAGACCAUUCGCCUGCCCCACCACAUCAACGACCCUGCCUUUGCUGCUGCCCUCGUCAACGCUCUCCUGCCCCUCCUCCCAUCCACCACUGCUCCCACCGCUGCGGCCCCGCCUGCUUCUACUGCUCCUCCCCCUCCCCAAACCUCCGAACCAGCUUCCGCCACAACCACCCCUGCCCUCUCCACCUCUCCCUCCCCUAAUCCACCCCUCUCCACCACACUCAACCCACCUCCUGCCCUCGACCUCACCCCGAUUCCCUGGCUGGUCGACCGUCGCACUGCCAUCCUGCACUCCCUGCGGUCCCAAGUGGCAGCAGGGAGGGCGAUCAUAGGGGGUGGGGCAGGCACAGGCAUAAGCGCCAAGUGUGAGGAGAUGGGGGGAGUGGAUCUCAUUGUCAUCUACAACUCGGGCCGGUUCCGCAUGGCUGGGCGCGGGUCGCUGGCGGGGCUGCUGCCGUUUGCUGAUGCCAAUGCUGUGGUGGAAGACAUGGCUAAGGAGGUGCUGCCGGUCAUCAAGUCAGUGCCAGUGCUAGCAGGCGUGUGCGCCACGGACCCCUUCCGCCAGAUGCCUCUCUUCCUGCGCCGCCUCGCCGCCCUCGGCUUCGCGGGGGUCCAAAACUUCCCCACCGUCGGCCUCUACGACGGCUCUUUCCGCACCAACCUAGAGGAGACCAACAUGGGGUACCCGCUCGAAGUCGCCAUGAUUAAAACGGCUAGUGUGCUGGGUUUCCUCACGACGCCGUAUGCUUUUAACGAGGAGGAGGCGCGGAGCAUGGCUGGGGCCGGGGCAGAUGUGGUGGUGGCGCAUAUGGGGCUCACGGCAGCGGGCAGCAUAGGGGCGAGAACGGUGUGCUCUCUACAGGAGGCGGUGGGGCGAGUGCAGCGCAUGGCCGAUGCUGCUAGAGGGGUGAACCCCAACGUUCUCGUGCUGUGCCAUGGUGGUCCCAUCAGCGGGCCAGAGGAGGCGUGCUACAUACUGCAGAACACGCGGGGGGUGCACGGCUUCUAUGGCGCCUCCAGCAUGGAGCGCCUGCCCGUGGAAACUGCCAUCACAGACAACCUCAAGGCCUACAAGGCCAUUCGCCUGCCUGCUUGA
Closterium sp. Naga37s-1 is the source of this 2319-nucleotide messenger RNA. The record is from the annotation of a GenBank genome assembly. NCBI's taxonomy places the organism in Eukaryota, Viridiplantae, Streptophyta, Zygnematophyceae, Desmidiales, Closteriaceae.